UUCCUCUGUCCCCUCUGCCCGCACCAUUCAGACACAAGGGAUAGACCCUCCUCCUUCUUUACCUUUCUCAAUCCUCAUCUCUAAGUACUCACAGUUCAGUCCUCUUCUCCCUCUGCUGCUGCCACCAAGACCCAAGGCAGGCCAGUGGGGCAGGGACAGGGACGGGCAGACACGGCUGCUCUUCAGGGCUGGGUUUUGUGUGACUUGGUCAAAAUGGUCUUUCUGGGGGAAGGCAUUUUGGGAUCCUGGUUCUUAUGCCGCGUGGCCUGCUUCAUGAUGUAGGGCUGAAUUGGAAGUUAGGGAGUAUUAUUGAUUCUGUGCUGAAUGGCCUUGUUGUUGAAUGAAUAAGUUGCUUCCCCUUUCUGAGUUCCUGCUCUGCCAAAAAUGCUGUGUGGCGAUGAGGAUCGAUUCUAAUGCUAACCACUUGUUUAGUGCCCACCGCACCUCAGGCCCUGGUCCACAUCCCCCAACAACCCUGCCUAAUAGGCUUUUCUUUUUUUUUAAAGGUCUCAAAUAAUAUUUAUUAAAAGAAUGAAUAUGAAUAUGUUCGGCCAGGUCAUUUCUGGAACACACCUCAACUUUUUUUUUUGAGGAAUGGAUCAAAGCCUUUAUUACAUUCUUUAUAUGAUCCAGGUAACAAAAUAGAAAAAACUGUGCUUAUUAGAGGAAAUAGAAGGGCACUAUUAUAACUUAAUCCUAAACCCAAAUUUAAGCAAGUUACUUCUGAUAGGCUUUUUAAAACAGAUUAAGUGACUUGUCCUAAGCCACACAGCAAGAAGUGGCAAUGUCAGCCUCGAACGCUGGCCUGUCUUGUCCUAAAGCCCAUUCUCCUUUCACAAUGAAAAUGACUGGAAAAAAUAUGCAGCGUAACAACAGUAAUUUUAGUUUUAUCAGUACAUAGCAUAAAACAGCAGUGGGUUCCAGGGCAGCUUUGAUUGUUUUUCUGGUUUGAAAAAAAGUGUCAGCAGCAUCUCCACGGGUUGGGGUUUGAAGAUGGCUGCGUGUUUCACCCUGGGCCCCUGGAAACCCUGACCCUGGAAGGAGUCGGGAGGCACUUCCAUGGCUGAUGCCUUCUGCAGUAAACUUAAUUAAUGUUCCCUCUCAUUCCAUCCCUGCUUCCUCCUUAUCCAUUGUCUGAGGGAUACUGGGGCUUUCCCACCUUGUGUCCAGCAGUUGGGAUCCUUCACAGAUCUCUGGAAAGAGCCACACAGUUUUGUCUUCUGCUGUUUUUGCCAAGAGAUUGCCCCCCAAAACAGAAUCAGCUCUGGAGAUAAGCCACAACUCUAGAGCUGAGAGCUUUUUAAAGGCUCUGCUGAGAGGUGGGGCUGCUCCCGCUAUUUAUAGGGACUGGAAGAUUCCUGUUCCCGGCUCUGAGUUGCUUGCACGGAGCUGGGCCUGCUCCCCGGGUCAGGCCACCCUGGUAGGUGGUAGCCCCUGUCGCUCCUUCUCUCCUGUCUCCCCCCACCGCCUCCCCCUUCCCCCAUCCCUGGUGUGCCACUGGAGUCUCCCUGAAGAAGCCAGAGCAGCGUGACAAGCUGUUGCCUAUUCCUAAGGGGACAUGCAGGCUUUGUCCUCUUCACCUCAGUUUGGUGCAGGGGCUCAGCCUGCUGGGAGGGGGAACCCCUCGGACCCUCGGCCCAUCCCACCCCCCCGCCUUCACCGGGCGUCCAGCCGGAGCGAUCCUCCUUAUCCCAGGCCUAAGGAGCUAGCUCUGGAAAUGGCUGGCUCCAAAUGCCAGCCUGGUACCCCCGCUGCCAGCCUCUGCCCAGCAGACUCCCCCAGCCAGCACCGGGUGAUGCCACCAGGGCCUGUCAGCCGGGCAAACGCCUGCUCCCGGCCUCACACCGUAGCCAAUGGCCAUGAGUUGUUUGAAGUCGCAGAGGAGAGAGAUGAGGAAGUUGCUGCAUUUUGCCACAUGCUGGAUAUCCUUCGCUCUGGCUCUGACAUCCAGGACUACUCCCUCAGUGGAUAUGUUUGGAGCGCUGUCACCCCAAGCCCAGAGCACCUUGGGGAUGAGGUAAACCUGAAGGUGACCGUGUUGUGUGACAGCCUGCGGGAGCCACUCACUUUUACCUGCAACUGUUCCUCCACUGUAUGCUUGCUCAUCUACCAGACCCUGUGCUACACCCACGAUGACCUGAGGGAUGUGGAUGUAGGUGACUUUGUGCUAAAGCCCUGUGGGCUGGAGGAGUUCCUGCAGAACAAGCAUGCCUUGGGCAGCCACGAGUACAUUCAGUACUGCCGGAAGUUUGACAUUGACAUUCGGCUACAGCUGAUGAAGCAGAAGGCAGUCCGCAGUGAGCUGGCCCGAACGGUGAAUGAUGACCAGAGCCCCUCCACCUUGAACUACCUCGUCCAUCUGCAAGAGAGGCCAGUCAAACAGACCAUCAGCAGGCAGGCUCUGAGUCUUCUGUUUGACACAUACCACAAUGAGGUGGAUGCAUUCCUGCUGGCUGAUGGGGACUUCCUGCUGAAGGCUGACAGGGUGGUCCAGUCCGUCAAGGCCAUCUGCAACGCCCUGGCUGCGGUGGAAACGCCUGAGAUCACCAGUGCUCUCAACCAGCUGCCCCCCUGCCCCUCCCGCAUGCAACCUAAAAUUCAGAAGGAUCCCAGCGUCUUGGCUGUGAGGGAAAACAGAGAGAAAGUUGUGGAAGCCCUGACAGCUUCCAUCUUGGACCUGGUGGAGCUGUACUGCAGCACGUUCAACGCAGACUUCCAGACGGCAGUGCACGGGAGCCGCAAGCAUGAUCUGGUCCAGGAGGCCUGCCAUUUCUCCGGGCCCCUGGCCUUCACCGUCUAUGCCACCCACCGCAUCCCCAUUACCUGGGCUACCAGCUACGAAGAUUUCUACCUCUCCUGUUCCCUCAGCCAUGGCGGCAAGGAGCUGUGCAGCCCCCUGCAGACCCGCAAGGCUCAUUUCUACAAGUACCUCUUCCACCUCAUCAUCUGGGACCAGCAGAUCUGCUUCCCGGUGCAGGUGAACCGGCUGCCUCGGGAGACCCUGCUGUGUGCCACUCUCUAUGCUCUGCCCAUCCCCCCGCCCGGGAGCUCCUCAGAGGCCAAUAGGCAGCGGCGGGCACCUGAAGCCCUGGGCUGGGUCACAACCCCACUGUUCAACUUCAGGCAAGUCCUGACCUGUGGCCGGAAGCUUCUGGGCUUGUGGCCAGCGACACAGGAAAACCCCAGUGCCCGUUGGAGUGCACCCAACUUCCACCAGCCAGACAGUGUCAUCCUGCAGAUUGACUUCCCCACCUCAGCCUUUGACGUCAAGUUCACCAGCCCCCCUGGAGACGAGUUCAGCCCCCGCUAUGCGUUUGGCAGUCUCCGGGAGGAAGAUCAACGCAAGCUCAAAGACAUCAUGCAGAAGGAGUCCUUGUACUGGCUCACUGAUGCUGACAAGAAGUGCCUGUGGGAGAAGCGCUAUUAUUGCCACUCGGAGGUGAGCUCGCUCCCUCUGGUGCUUGCCAGCGCCCCCAGCUGGGAGUGGGCUUGCCUGCCCGACACCUAUGCUCUCCUGAAGCAGUGGACCCACAUGAACCACCAGGAUGCCUUGGGGCUCCUGCAUGCCACCUUCCCAGACCAGGAGGUGCGUCGUAUGGCCGUCCAGUGGAUCGGCUCGCUCUCAGAUGCCGAGCUGCUGGACUACCUGCCCCAGCUGGUGCAGGCCCUAAAGUAUGAGUGCUACCUGGACAGCCCCUUGGUGCGCUUCCUCCUGAAACGAGCUGUCUCCGACUUGAGAGUGACUCACUACUUCUUCUGGCUGCUGAAGGAUGGCCUCAAGGAUUCUCAGUUCAGCAUCCGCUACCAGUAUCUGCUGGCAGCUCUGCUGUGCUGCUGUGGCAAGGGGCUGAGAGAGGAGUUUAACCGCCAGUGCUGGCUUGUCAACACCCUGGCCAAGCUGGCCCAGCAGGUCCGGGAAGCCACUCCCUCUGCAAGGCAGGGGAUUCUCCGCACGGGCCUGGAGGACGUGACACAGUUCUUUGUCCUGAAUGGCUCCUGCCGCCUGCCGCUCAGCCCCAGUCUGCUGGUCAAGGGCAUCGUGCCCAGGGACUGUUCCUACUUCAACUCCAAUGCGGUUCCCCUCAAGCUCUCCUUCCAAAAUGUAGAUCCACUGGGUGAGAACAUCCGUGUCAUCUUCAAGUGUGGGGACGACCUUCGCCAGGACAUGCUAACCCUGCAGAUGAUCCGCAUCAUGAGCAAGAUCUGGGUCCAGGAGGGGCUGGACAUGCGCAUGGUCAUUUUCCGCUGCUUCUCCACUGGCCGGGGGAGAGGGAUGGUAGAGAUGAUCCCCAAUGCAGAAACCCUGCGCAAGAUCCAGGUGGAACAUGGGGUGACCGGCUCCUUCAAGGACCGGCCUCUGGCCGACUGGCUGCAGAAACACAACCCUGGAGAAGACGAAUAUGAGAAGGCUGUGGAGAAUUUCAUCUACUCCUGUGCUGGCUGCUGUGUAGCCACGUAUGUCUUGGGCAUCUGUGACCGACACAAUGACAACAUCAUGCUGAAGACCACCGGCCACAUGUUCCAUAUAGAUUUUGGCCGCUUCCUGGGCCAUGCCCAGAUGUUUGGCAACAUCAAGAGGGACCGUGCCCCCUUUGUCUUCACCUCGGAUAUGGCAUAUGUCAUCAACGGGGGUGACAAGCCUUCCAGCCGCUUCCAUGAUUUUGUUGACCUAUGCUGCCAAGCCUACAACCUCAUUCGCAAGCACACCCACCUCUUCCUCAACCUUCUGGGCCUGAUGUUGUCCUGUGGGAUCCCCGAGCUCUCAGACCUGGAAGACCUCAAGUAUGUGUAUGAUGCUUUGAGACCUCAGGACACAGAAGCCAAUGCCACCACCUACUUCACUAGGUUGAUUGAAUCUAGCCUGGGCAGUGUAGCCACGAAGCUCAAUUUUUUCAUCCAUAAUCUGGCUCAGAUGAAGUUUACAGGCUCAGAUGACCGGCUGACCCUUUCCUUUGCCCCCCGAACAUACACCCUCAAGAGCUCUGGCCACAUCAGUGAUGUUUUCCUCUGCCGCCACGAGAAGACCUUCCACCCCAACAAGGGCUAUAUAUAUGUGGUAAAGGUGAUGCGAGAGAAUGUGCACGAGGCCACUUAUAUCCAGCGGACGUUUGAGGAAUUCCAGGAAUUACACAAUAAGCUGCGGCUGCUGUUCCCUUCUUCCAUCUUGCCCAGCUUCCCUAGUCGCUUUGUGAUUGGCCGCUCCCGGGGAGAGGCUGUGGCUGAGCGGCGGAGGGAGGAGUUAAAUGGCUACAUCUGGCACUUGAUCCACGCAGCCCCCGAGGUGGCAGAGUGUGAUUUGGUGUACACCUUUUUCCACCCCCUGCCCCGAGAUGAGAAGGCAGCCGGCACCAGCCCAGCUUCCAAAUCCUCAGACGGCACAUGGCCCCGGCCUGUUGAGAAAGUGGGAGGGGAGGUGAAGCUGUCCAUCUCCUACAAAAACAAUAAACUCUUCAUAAUGGUGAUGCAUAUCCGGGGCUUGCAACUGCUCCAGGAUGGGAAUGACCCUGACCCUUAUGUGAAGAUCUAUCUCCUUCCUGACCCUCAGAAAACCACUAAGAGGAAAACCAAAGUGGCCCGGAAAACCUGCAACCCCACCUACAAUGAGAUGUUGGUGUAUGAUGGGAUCCCCAAGGGAGACCUGCAGCAGCGGGAGCUACAGCUGAGCGUGCUGAGUGAGCAAGGAUUCUGGGAGAACGUCCUCCUUGGGGAGGUGCACAUCCGCCUGCGAGAGCUGGACCUGGCUCAGGAGAAGACUGGCUGGUUCGCACUGGGAUCUCGAAGCCAGGGGACCUUGUGAGCUCAUCAGAGCCUUGGCCCAGGACCCCAGGGUGGUGGUGGGGAAGAAGAGCCUCCCCUGAGUGACUCUUCCUGGUAGGGCCCUCGGCGGGCCUCCCCACCUGUCCAGGUGUAUCUCUCCUCCAUGACAGGAGGUAGGGAGAGCAAGAUGCUCUGAGCUAGCCCUUCCUCCACAGAUUGAAUGUGAGUGGGUUAUGAUGAGAGUGGCCUCUCAAAAGCUGUGAGGUUGCAGCAAAAUUUUAAGUUUACCUUGUGUCAAGGGAGCAAUGCCUGGUUUGGGGUAUGUGUGGGGUGCGUUGUACAAAGUAGUAUUUUGGGGGGAGGGUGGGUGGAUAACUUUAUUUUUAUUUUUAAAAAAUGAAAUAGUAAUGUUGUCCUAACGGGACAGGAAGCCUCGUGUGAAGGGACAUACAUAUGCCACAGAAGGCAAGCGAGGAGGAAUAUUUGGACCUUUCCUUUUGUAUGAUUAAGGUUCUUAUUGGACUUUUUCCCUAGGUUGGUUGGUUGUGUGUUUUGUUUGUUUUCUAUCUAUAGGAAUUGUUUGGGGAGGGGCCCAGUGGGUCCUUGGGUAGAGUCCUCCCUCUCCAAGGCAGGUCGGGGAGGGACAGGAAGGGUGUAUGUGCUGGACUGAGGCCUGCGCAGCUGGGCCUUUCUGAUUUUGCCUCCAAAGGAGAGCGACGUGAUACAUAUGUGUGUAGGAAAGGCCUUCCGUAAUGGGGUUCUGCCAGGACCUGUAUUCAGGGACCCAUGCUCUUUUGGGGGGCAUUUCCCUCUCAUCUUCCCUUACUUUGUUAGGACUCGCCCUGGAUACUGUCUUCUACCCCUUGUCCUCUCCAUUCUCUCGACCCUUCUGGGAGCCAUGUGCUCCUUAUGAAUACGCUGGGGGCACUCCCCCAUAGAGCGCUCCAUUUUUUUUUUUUUUUUCUGGUGGCCUCAACCUCAGCCCUUAGAUUUAGUUUGGCCAUUAGGUAGUUUCUGGGAAGCAUUUCCUAUCACCUUCUGUGUCUUCCUUUUGUGCUUUUUCUUUUCCAACUUUACCCCCCCCCCCUUUUUAUAAGAAUUUCCCUCAUUCUGUGGGGCCAUAAAUCUAUUUAAUCUGGAGCCAAAGGAAUGCCCUAACUGAAGAAAAGGGGGAUGGGGCUGGGGACUCAGUCUCAGCUGUUGUUCUUUCCCCAUAAUUGCCCUUGGUCAUGAGGAGGCUGGAAUGCAGCAUGGGAUACUCCCUGUAGCUGAACUCAGGAGCUGGAAGGGAGAGCCUGGAUCUCUUAUCUUGCAAUAAUCUUUAGUCCUUACCAGAUGGAUGUAAAAUUUAGUCUUUUGUGCUUCACUCCAGAGGGUUGUGCUCCUUGAAAAAUGAGGAAGAGACUUUGAAUUUGAUAUUAACUUUUUUAACCCAGAAUUGUCUGGAUGUGUGCCCCGUGAUGCUGAAGGAAACUGAGGCUGUUCUGAAAGCCAUCCCUCACCAGGACUUACCUAUCAUAUUCCUUCCCAACUCUAAGGAUCACAAAGUCCCCUUUUUGCCAACUCAUUCCAUAACUGGAGAAAGGAGCACCAUUCACUGAAACCACAGGGCAGCAAAGGAGUUUAAUUUUUUCUUUUAAAUUAAAAAUGCCAGGAUGAAGCUGGCUGCUCUGGGGAGGGGUUGAGGGAGUGGGGAAGGGGGAGGGUGUUAGGAUUUUUCCAGAAGAAUGGACCAUAGAUGUGUUACUGGCUUUUGCCUGUAGCUCAUUUUAUUUUGUCCCUCUGUGUCCCUUAAUUAAAGAGGUCUGUGUACUGUACCCACUUCUCAGACCCCCUUGGAUCUCCUACUUUCUCUGGAAUUGUAUUUUCUAAUAAAUGACAUUUGAGAAAAACAGAA
Molecule: messenger RNA, 7654 nt
Organism: Choloepus didactylus (southern two-toed sloth)
Lineage: Eukaryota; Metazoa; Chordata; Mammalia; Pilosa; Megalonychidae
Gene: PIK3C2B
Product: phosphatidylinositol-4-phosphate 3-kinase catalytic subunit type 2 beta
Exons: 32
Coding region: 1559-5797 (1412 amino acids)
Biological process (GO): phosphatidylinositol 3-kinase/protein kinase B signal transduction; cell migration; phosphatidylinositol-mediated signaling
Cellular component (GO): plasma membrane; cytoplasm; phosphatidylinositol 3-kinase complex
Molecular function (GO): 1-phosphatidylinositol-4-phosphate 3-kinase activity; phosphatidylinositol binding; 1-phosphatidylinositol-3-kinase activity
Source: RefSeq, a predicted model, not a curated record